Messenger RNA from Loa loa (African eye worm), 2706 nucleotides. RefSeq lists its product as hypothetical. Gene Ontology annotation, cellular component: apical cortex. Lineage: Eukaryota; Metazoa; Nematoda; Chromadorea; Rhabditida; Onchocercidae. The record is from RefSeq and is a predicted model, not a curated record. Gene Ontology annotation, biological process: establishment of mitotic spindle orientation; asymmetric cell division; apical protein localization. The transcript is spliced from 14 exons. Bases 1 to 2706 code for a protein of 901 amino acids. Gene Ontology annotation, molecular function: cytoskeletal adaptor activity.
AUGGCCUCAGUGCCCGUCAGGGCACUUAAUGCUUUGUGUAACGAAACACCACGUAACAUUCAAGAAUGGCUUACGGAAUUGACAAUAACCAAUGAACCGGAAUGUAUCUUCAUUUUAUAUGCUAAAUCAUUUUUGGAUAUUACCGAGCAACAACAUCAUUUGUCAACAACAUCUAAUUAUUCCGAGAAUCAAACUGAGCGAAUUCAUUCGGAUAGCAUAAGUUGCAAUUCGGCACCAGUGAAACCAAAACGAUGUAUUGCCCGAAUGAUGUCUUCAUCUUCGGGGCAUAUUAUGACAGCUUCAACACCAGCACCAUCCAUGAAAACUGAGAAAUAUCGUACCACGGUGUGUUAUCAGCUUGAUGAAGCAAAAAAAAAUACUUCCAUAAAAUUGAAUCCGGCAUCAAUAUCAGCAUUUAUCCGUGUGAAACCUUGUAAGGAUUCUGACGAUAAUAAAACGGAUAAGGUGGAAUCAGAAUGUAAUUCUGUAAUGAGUGAAAUAUCAACUAAGACAUUGGACCAAUCAGUGCUACCUAAAAUACCUGUUCAUAGUGCAACAGCAAGUUUUUCCCUGACAAAUCGAUCUCUUACACCGAAAAUUUCUACCAAAGCCAACGGUUACAGAUGUAGAUUACGUGGUAAAUCACAGAAGUCAUACCGUUCACAGCUUCAACAACUGCAAAAACAAAGAGAGAAGGAAACAAUUGAAAAUGAUCGGAAGCCAAAUAAUAGAACAUCAAUGAUUACUGACAAAACGAUGAUCGUCAAUGAUUCACUGCCAUAUUCAUCUGCUAAAUCUUCAUCAUCGAAAGUUGACAGUAAUCAAUGGAUAGCAAAACCGGAUGAUCAAUCCGUAUCUGUUGCAAGUGAGCAAAGUCGAACUUGCUUAAGAAUUCGGCCGAAUCCUUCGUCAUCACACAAUAUGAGCACCAAUAAUAAUCCAGAUAACUGUGAAACGACGUUUGUGAGGCAAUUGGAUUGCUUCCGGAAUAAAUUAAGAAAUUCUUCCAGCAUUCAAAACGAUUCACAAUCAUCAGCCGUAACUUCCGUAAAAUUUAGAAAAUCACCAAAAACAACGAUUUCAUUACAGAAAAAAAUGAAACCAGAUAAGAGAUCCGAUUCGGCAAAUAACUAUAAUCGCAAUCAAAUUUCGAACAAUCAAGUAUCACAAAAAACAGCAAGUCAUGGGCAGCUGCAAAUUUUUCGCGUCAAUGGGGAAACAAUAUUACAGGUACUACUUGAUGCACCACCAAAUUCACAAGCGAUAAAACUAAUUUCGAAUGUUUCCAGAUGUUCCGGUUAUGAUACUGGUGAUGGUAUUAUUGAAUCAACAUCAACGGGAGUAACAACAUCAGCAGCAUUUGAAUCGAUUGAUUCAAGUACAAAUAGUAGCAUAGAUUCCGGACAAGGGUCGACGGAAUUAAAUUUUCAAAAUUGUUUGGCCAAAGAUCCAUUAAACUAUGAUAAGACAGUUGCAGAAGAAAGAUUCCCAAGUUAUGCUCGAAUAGUCAAUACAAUUGACCACGUAUUACGUGUAUGCAGCACGUUUCACGCAGCAAUAAACGAUGAAAUAAGUGAAAAAUGGACCAGUAAUGUAAUCUGUGAAGCAAAACUGCUAAUCGCUACAAUUCAAUGCUCACCGUCUUUUACGUUUCUUUCUGCUCACGAUAUAGUAACAGCACGAAGGAUGAUUUCCGAUUUGGAAUCAGAACAGAAUUGUGCAGAGAAGCCUGCUAAUGCAUUUAAUUUUCUGAUUGUUCUAUUACGGAAGAUAGUUCACGAAGUUUUAAUUAUCUUUGCAAGGAUCAUAUCAGUGUAUUUAGCUGAAUGUACCAAUCGAGAUCGAUUAUUGAUCAUUGCACUUGAACAUCUUAUACAUUUGAUGCUUUUUGGUGAUGAAAUUUGUCAUGUUAUUAUACAGUGUGGAGGUUUGGAAUCGCUGUUAUAUUUUUGUGAAGUACCUUCCGUUUCAAAUGGUACCCUUCGACUGCUACUUCGAGCUCUAGCUAUCCUAUGCGGUAACUAUCGAGGUGCAACGAAAUUUUUAGCACUUAAUAAAUUUGAAUUAAUUAUCAAAAUACUAUUUACCUCAACGAUAGCUUGCUCAGCAGAAGCAGCUGGUAUAUUGACACAGUUGACAAAUCCUAAUCAAAAUUAUGUUCGUCUUGGUAGUAUAAUGCCAAGAGUUGUUACACGAAUUCUCGAAAUCGUUGAUAAAAGUAAGAUAGCAGAGUCAUUACUGCUAGCAUUGGCGGCACUGGCAAAUAUAACUGUGCAAGAAACCGAAACGAUUGAUAUUCUUUACGAGCAUAAUGCUAUCAAACGUAUUGUUCAGGCGUAUAAGCGGCCGAAAUGUCACAGUGUAUUCAUUGAGGAGCAGUUGCUAACAAUUUUCAUCAGUCUUGCAAAUGGCGCUUAUAUUGAAGCGCUAAUUGGACAGGGUGCAGUUGGCUUAUUGCUUUCAUUGUUGGGAACAAACAGUUGGAUACAUAUCCAUAACUGCAGAAGAAUUCAGAUACGAGCUACGAAGUGCUUACGAACGAUAGCUAAUCACGGAAUUGGCCUUAAGGCUAUACAUGAAUUAGACGGUUACCUGACAAUAUCAAAAGUAAUGCAAGAUAAUAAUGCGCCAAUGGAUGCAAGGAAUAAUUUGUGGUGGAUAACGGAACAAUUAGAGAAAAAGUAUCAAAUAGAAAGUGCUGUAUAG